Scleropages formosus (Asian bonytongue) is the source of this 4174-nucleotide messenger RNA. It is a transcript of the gene stt3b, whose product is annotated as STT3 oligosaccharyltransferase complex catalytic subunit B. NCBI's taxonomy places the organism in Eukaryota, Metazoa, Chordata, Actinopteri, Osteoglossiformes, Osteoglossidae. Gene Ontology annotation, biological process: post-translational protein modification. Gene Ontology annotation, molecular function: dolichyl-diphosphooligosaccharide-protein glycotransferase activity. Gene Ontology annotation, cellular component: membrane. The coding region runs from base 356 to 2800 and encodes 814 amino acids. The transcript has 16 exons. The record is from RefSeq and is a predicted model, not a curated record.
UCCUUGUGAUUGGUUGGUAACAAGCAAGCGGUAGCUCCUCCUCGUUCUACCUGUCGCGUUGUGAGAGGCUCGCAGACUGUCCCGUUGCUCCGCCUACUGGCCCUUUUCCGUCGCUCGUCGCAGCCAGUGAGUCGAAUUGUGCCGAAAUCUCGGUUUGCGCUGGCGGUAAUGUCGCUCUGCCCGCGCCCCUGCUGCAAGUAAAUACCGGCGAAUUCAUAGGAAGGACUGUUGCAAGGGGAGCUGUGUCGAGCGCUGAGUGACGGAGGCCGAGGGGGAGCGUGAGGACCGAGACCGGGGGAGGAGGGGAGGGCAGGACUCGUUUUCCUAGCCGAGCGCACCGCAGAGCGCGCAGAAUAUGGCGGAGCAGCACGCGGGCGCCGACGGAAAGCACAAGGCUUCUUCGCCGAACGCGGCGGGCUCGGGUUCGGCCUCCGUCCUAGCCAGCAGCAGCCGCUCGUGUGCCGCGGCCGGAGGGGGCGCCAGAGGAGGCCUAUCCGGAGGGCUGACGCAGCCGGCCGGGUGGCAGUCCCUGCUGUCCUUCACCAUCCUCUUCCUGGCCUGGUUGGCAGGCUUCAGCUCCCGGCUCUUCGCCGUCAUCCGCUUCGAGAGCAUCAUCCACGAGUUCGACCCGUGGUUCAACUACAGAUCAACACACCACCUCACUUCGAAUGGGUUCUACGAGUUCCUCAACUGGUUCGACGAACGAGCGUGGUACCCGCUGGGCAGGAUCGUCGGGGGAACCGUAUACCCAGGCUUGAUGGUCACAGCAGGCCUGAUCCACUAUGUGCUGAACCUUCUGCACAUGACGGUGCACAUCCGUGACGUGUGCGUCUUCCUGGCGCCCAUCUUCAGCGGCCUGACCGCCAUCUCCACCUUCCUGCUGACACGAGAGCUGUGGAACCAGGGGGCGGGACUGCUGGCUGCCUGCUUCAUUGCCAUAGUGCCCGGCUACAUCUCCCGCUCAGUGGCAGGCUCCUUUGACAAUGAAGGCAUUGCCAUCUUCGCACUGCAGUUCACCUACUACCUUUGGGUCAAAUCCGUGAAAACUGGCUCCGUGUUCUGGACCAUCGGUUGCUGUCUCUCUUACUUCUACAUGGUGUCCGCGUGGGGCGGCUAUGUGUUCAUCAUCAACCUGAUCCCCCUCCACGUCUUCGUGCUGCUGCUCAUGCAGCGCUACAGCCGACGGGUCUAUAUCGCCUACAGCACCUUCUACAUUGUGGGCCUGGUGCUGUCUAUGCAGAUCCCCUUUGUGGGCUUCCAGCCGAUCAGGACCAGUGAACACAUGGCAGCGGCAGGCGUGUUUGCACUGCUCCAGGCUUAUGCCUUCCUACAGUAUCUGAAAGACCGGCUCACCAAACAGGAGUUCCAGACACUCUUCUUCCUUGGGGUCUCGCUGGCUGCUGGCGUGGUCUUCCUCACAGUCAUAUACUUGACCUACACAGGUUACAUUGCACCGUGGAGUGGACGGUUCUACUCUUUGUGGGACACCGGGUAUGCCAAGAUCCACAUCCCUAUCAUUGCCUCUGUGUCGGAGCACCAACCCACCACCUGGGUGUCUUUUUUCUUCGACCUACACAUCCUGGUGUGCACCUUCCCUGCUGGCCUCUGGUUCUGCAUCAAAAACAUCAAUGAUGAGCGUGUCUUUGUGGCCCUUUACGCCAUCAGUGCCGUGUACUUCGCUGGCGUCAUGGUGCGGCUCAUGCUCACUCUCACCCCGGUGGUGUGCAUGUUGUCGGCCAUCGCGUUCUCCAGUGUCUUCGAGCAUUACCUAGGCGAUGACCAGAAGAAGGACAGCCCUCCAACAGAGGACAGCAGCGACGAGGAUGACAAGAGAAACUCGGGGAACCUGUAUGACAAGGCGGGCAAGGUGCGCAAACACAUGUCUGAGCAGGAGAAGGCAGAGGAGGGCCUGGGCCCCAACAUCAAGAGCAUUGUGACCAUGCUGAUGUUGAUGCUGCUCAUGAUGUUUGCCGUGCACUGCACCUGGGUCACCAGCAAUGCCUACUCCAGCCCCAGCGUGGUGCUGGCCUCCUACAACCAUGAUGGCUCUCGGAAUAUCCUGGAUGACUUCCGCGAGGCGUACUACUGGCUGCGGCAGAACACAGAUGAGCACGCACGCGUGAUGUCUUGGUGGGAUUACGGCUACCAGAUCGCUGGCAUGGCCAACCGCACCACUCUAGUUGACAACAACACGUGGAACAAUAGCCACAUAGCCCUGGUGGGUAAGGCCAUGUCCUCAAAUGAGAGUGCAGCCUACCAGAUCAUGCAGAGCCUCGACGUGGACUAUGUGCUCAUAAUCUUCGGUGGCGUGAUCGGCUACUCGGGUGACGACAUCAACAAGUUCCUGUGGAUGGUCAGGAUAGCAGAGGGCGAGCACCCCAAGGACAUUCGGGAGAGCGACUACUUCACCCCCCAGGGUGAGUUCCGGGUGGACAAGGCCGGUUCGCCCACCUUGCUCAACUGCCUCAUGUACAAGAUGUCCUAUUACCGCUUUGGAGAGAUGCAGCUGGACUUCCGCACGCCGCCGGGCUUCGACCGCACACGCAAUGCGGAGAUCGGCAACAAAGACAUCAAGUUCAAGCACCUGGAGGAAGCCUUCACCUCAGAGCACUGGCUGGUGCGCAUCUACAAGGUGAAGAAGCCGGAGAACCGCGAGCCGCUGGACCACCAGCCCCGUGUGACCAACAUCACCCCCAAACAGAAGUACACCUCGAAGAAGAAUGCCAAGAGGAAGCGAGGGUUCAUCAAGAACAAGCUCGUUCUUAAGAAAGGCAAGAAGCUGAGCAAGAAGACAGUCUAAUAGCGACAAUGGGAUGGGCGGGAAAAGUCACAAGCAAGAAGCCACCGAUGAUGAUAAUGAUAAAGAUGAAGAAGCGACAUGGUCUGGAACCUCUGGAAGUGUGUGUUUGCCUUUGGGCCACAGGCCUCUGAUGCGAGCAUCUCAGUGAAGCGGGGUCAUGAACUCAUAUGCCUCCUGGUCUCUUGGGGGGCUAUGCUGGUUUUACUGAGGGGACUUUUGUCUUGCUCUACCAUUUUGUUUGUUUGGUUCCGUUUUGUUUGUUUUUUGUACUUGAAUGUGGUGGCGAAGCAGGGCACUGCUGAACCGGGUGGAAAGCGUACAUUUUUGUGGUAAAUACAUUCUAAUCCUAUAAAUCUCAAAAAAAUAAAAAUGUGGUGAAUCUGGGAGCAAUUGCACCAAAGAGCCCUCAUUUUAUUUGUAACUCUUUUUUUAUUGUUUAUCUUUGCUCCUCGGCACAUGUAAACUUGUUACCUUUUUUUAAGAAAAGAGAUGUUCUGGCCCCUGACAAAGUCCUGCUGGAUGUGUGUGGAAUGGAGAUGCCCCCUGGAGGGUCUUGGUACAGCUGCCCUAUACAGAUACGUUCUAGUAGCUUUGUUUCAUUAUUUGUCUUUAUAGGAAAUGGUCAGAAGAAAAUAUCCAAGUCUGUAAAUAUGUACAGAAUGUCCAAAAGGGUUAUAUAAUAUAUAUUGGAUUGUUGUGGUGAUUUUUAAAUACGCAGACAUUUUUGUUACCUGAUAGUGGCUUUUAUAUUGCAGCAAAUUGUGGAAAGAAAAUAAGUGAAUGCAAUAAUCCUUGUUGACAGGAAUCAAAGGUUUACUUUGGAGAAUGUGAUUGUGUAAUUUUUUUUUUUCCUCUCCCUCAUUAUUUAAAUCAUCUUCUGCUGCUACUUGAAAGGCAAUGCUAUUUAUGGUGUGUUUUUUGGUUUAUCAAUUCUGCCUCCCUCCAUCAGAGGGGGCUCUUCUCCUCUGUGGUUGAGAUUGAAGGCUAGCACACUUCAGCCAGUCUGCCAGCUGCUGCUCUUGACUCUCACCAGCCGUCCGGCAUCGUUCGCCCCGUUUUCAGCGUGAGUCUGCAGAAUCCAGCUGAAAUAAUUAACACCCGUGAUGGCAGUGAUCGCCCUGCAGCGCCACCACAUGGUCACCUUAAACGGCAGGAUGUGGUGCCCCCAGCAGCUCCAUGCCCUUGAGAGCAGGUGCCUGUCGGAGGACAGCGGCUCGAGUGUUUUUUCAGGGGGGGAAAAAGGUGACAAGUCUACACAUCAUUUACCGCACAAGAAAUCCAGAGGGCUUUUUUUAAUCAUUAACAUCUUCGUUGUUCAGCAGUUUAACUGUUUGCCUUUUGUCACGCCAUGCUUUUUUUUUUUUUUCUUUCUUU